UUGGUCCGCUCUUUUUAUUUUUUAUUUUUGCAAGCCAGCGCAAGAGUUUUCGCCGCUCCUCCACCCCGGAGGUGGGAUCCUUUUUUUUUGCAAAAAAAAGAUAAGGGAAAAAAAGGAAGCGCGGACAAGACUGCAUCCAAGAUGAAGGCGUCUUUUGCAAUCCUCCUGGCCGCCUGUCUCUGCGUGCAAAGAGCUUCGUCGCUGGUGUGCUGGUACUGCGAAGGAGCGGAAUCGAACUGGGGCUGUUGGAGGUGGCAAAUCUGCUCUGAUUCAGAAACCUCUUGUGCUACCGUCUACGUUGGUGCAGGACUGGCUGGUUAUUCGUCGCAGUCCAUCACCAAAGGCUGUGUUCCGGUUUGCCCACAAAUGGGGGUCAACCUUGGCUUCGCAGCCACGUCCGUCAGCUGCUGUUCGUCUUUCUUAUGCAACAUCAACGGAGCCAGCAGCGUCAAAACAAACCACCUGAUCUUGGCUGCUGGGAUCGCCGCCAGCUUCUUCUACCUCUUUGGACCCAGGCUGUGAUUUUUUUGAGAAAUAUUUGCACGCAGAAGGAGUCUGCUCAGCCUUCUCUGCCGAGAAGCCCGAAAAUAAUGUGUUUCUCAAUGGCAUAUAAUUCCAUUGCUUUUUAACCCAAAUGAAUCCGUGUCUCUGCACUUUGUAUUGGUCUUAAGAGGAAAGAGACCUUUUCACUUCUCUUUUUUGGGGGGCGGGGAAGGGAGUGGGGGGGGGGAAAUGAGAUGUUUUGUAUGGCAACACUGCCCCCUUGAGGCUGCUGGGAUUUUUGCACACCCUGGUGAGGAGCUGCAGUUUGUUGGGGAAAUAAUUUUGCACGAAAUAGAAGCCAAAAACUCCGCUGAACAAAACAUUCCUAAUCCCAAGGGGGGCUUUAAACAGGGGCCUUAAACUGUGUUUUCCGCUUGGUGGUUCACCAGGAGGCAAAAUCGACUGGAGGCAGGGGUGGGAAAACACCUCGGAUGAAAUCAUUACUAUUUUUUGUAUAUUCUGAAUUUAGAUCCAGUUUUUUGCUUGUCACAUUUCACAUAAAGAGCAAUGUGACAUGCACGAAGCGUUUGGAUUCGGAAAAGGGAUUUGUUUUUUUUUUGUUUUGCCUGUUAAAAUUUUACAUUAAAAAGUGAACACUGUCUAGACAAUUUUGCAAGCUAUGUGGGUUUUCAACACAUGGUUCUCUUGUGCUUUCUGAACUUUAAUAAAUACAUUUUGGUUUUUACCUUA
This is a messenger RNA of Podarcis raffonei (Aeolian wall lizard), 1233 nucleotides long. RefSeq names its product lymphocyte antigen 6E-like. The coding region runs from base 142 to 522 and encodes 126 amino acids. Gene Ontology annotation, molecular function: acetylcholine receptor inhibitor activity. The record is from RefSeq and is a predicted model, not a curated record. Lineage: Eukaryota; Metazoa; Chordata; Lepidosauria; Squamata; Lacertidae. The transcript has 4 exons.